Molecule: messenger RNA, 1401 nt
Organism: Paramuricea clavata
Lineage: Eukaryota; Metazoa; Cnidaria; Anthozoa; Malacalcyonacea; Plexauridae
Source: the annotation of a GenBank genome assembly
AUGGGUUCAAAUUUCCACAGCUUAGCUCUACAUCUUGGUAUCACUCCUGAGAAGCCUUGGUUCACCCAUAAUAACAAAGUCUACUUUUUGAUGUUUGAUCCCCCACAUUUAAUUAAGUGCAUACGAAAUAACCUCAUGAAAUACAUAUUUAAGUUCGGAAAUCUUGUUGCAAGCUGGAAAGAUAUUGAAGCAUUUUAUAACAAAGAUAAGGAACUUCCAAUUAGAUCUGCACACAAACUCACAGACAAGCAUAUCCACCCAAAUAACUUUAACAAAAUGAAAGUUAAGUAUGCCACACAGGUCUUGAGUCACACAGUCGCAGCUUCACUAUGCACAUACAUUAGUUUAGGUGUAUUACCAACAAGUGCAAUGGGUACAGCAGAAUUAUUAUUAAAAUUUGACACCUUAUUUGACAGUGUCAACAGUUCCAAACUUCAUUCACCUAAGAAACUUAAGACACCCAUCACUGAAACAUCCAAUCAUGUUAAUUUCUUUAAUGAAGCCAUUGAUUUCAUCGCAAGUUUAAAAGUAUUUGAAGGCAACAAAGAAGUAACAGGUAGAAUCAAGUGCAUUAAAGGAUGGCUUAUCACUAUAAAUGCAAUCAUUUCAAUCUGGAAACAUCUUCAACACAAUCAUAAUUUCAAAUUCUUAUUCACACGUAGGUUAAAUACAGAUCCUAUAGAAAAUUUUUUUGGGACAAUUAGGCAGCAAGGAGGGAAUAGCGAUAACCCCACACCAACACAGUUCAUAAGAGCCUUCAGAAAACUUCUCUUUAGCUCCCUUUUCACCUGCGACUCUGGAAACUGUGCAGAAGAUUUGGAUGUACUUCUAUCUCAGUUCUCAAGCAAGUCCAAGAAACCUGUUCUAGUCAGGAUAAAUCAACAACCACAAACACUGGUACUUGGAGAAACAGAUUACAAAGAGAAUGAAGUAAUCUCCAGUAUGGUACAACAAAAUGCUGUGGCAUAUGUAGCUGGAUAUCUACUUAAGAAAUGUUUCCGUGUCCAUGAUUGUUCCUCGUGUAAAGAUAGCAUGACAUCCAAGGAUCUUGAAUCUGACUCAUUGCUGUUCUGUCAUUUCAAGAACUACAGAGAUGAUACUAGCUCUUCAGGACUGAUACUACCAUCACAGCCCUUCCUUGACUUUGUUCUGCACCUGGAAGACAUGUUUGUCCAACAAUUUUCUAUCUAUACCACAUCCACAUUAGUUGGUGCUCAUUUGCUGAAAAGCCUACAAAGUGUGCCUGUUGCGUUCAAGUUCUGCCAAGAAUUCCCAAAAGAUUAUAUGUUGAAGUUAUUCCUCAGGAUGAGAAUUUACUACACAAUUAAAUUUGAAAACAGAAAACUGGCAUCUCCAUCUAAAAGAAAGAGCAAAAAGUACAUUAAAGUUGUACACUUGUAA